Messenger RNA from Orycteropus afer afer, 1839 nucleotides. It is a transcript of the gene SLC9A7, whose product is annotated as solute carrier family 9 member A7. Gene Ontology annotation, molecular function: sodium:proton antiporter activity. Gene Ontology annotation, biological process: sodium ion transport; proton transmembrane transport; regulation of pH. The record is from RefSeq and is a predicted model, not a curated record. NCBI's taxonomy places the organism in Eukaryota, Metazoa, Chordata, Mammalia, Tubulidentata, Orycteropodidae. Gene Ontology annotation, cellular component: recycling endosome; membrane.
AUCGUCGGGGUGAUCCUGAGAUAUGGCACUCCUGCCACCAGUGGCCGUGACAAAUCCCUCAGCUGCACUCAGGAAGACAGGGCCUUCAGCACCUUAUUAGUGAAUGUCAGUGGGAAGUUCUUCGAAUACACCCUGAAAGGAGAGAUCAGCCCUGGCAAGAUCAACAGUGUAGAGCAGAAUGACAUGCUGAGAAAGGUAACAUUUGAUCCAGAGGUGUUUUUUAAUAUUCUACUGCCUCCAAUUAUUUUCCAUGCUGGAUACAGUUUAAAGAAGAGACACUUUUUCAGAAAUCUUGGGUCUAUUCUGGCCUAUGCCUUCUUGGGGACUGCUGUUUCCUGCUUCAUUAUCGGAAAUCUCAUGUAUGGUGUAGUGAAGCUCAUGAAGAUUGUGGGACAGCUCUCAGAUAAAUUCUAUUACACGGAUUGUCUCUUUUUUGGAGCAAUUAUCUCUGCCACUGACCCAGUGACUGUACUGGCGAUAUUUAAUGAAUUGCAUGCAGACGUGGACCUUUAUGCACUUCUGUUUGGAGAAAGUGUCCUAAAUGAUGCUGUUGCCAUUGUUCUCUCCUCGUCUAUUGUUGCCUACCAGCCAGCAGGGCUGAACACACACGCCUUUGAUGCUGCUGCCUUUUUUAAGUCAGUUGGCAUUUUUCUAGGUAUAUUUAGUGGCUCUUUUACCAUGGGAGCUGUGACCGGUGUUGUGACUGCUCUAGUUACCAAGUUUACCAAGCUGCACUGCUUCCCCCUGCUGGAGACAGCACUCUUCUUCCUCAUGUCCUGGAGCACGUUUCUCUUAGCCGAAGCCUGUGGGUUUACAGGUGUUGUGGCUGUACUUUUCUGUGGAAUCACACAAGCUCAUUACACUUACAACAAUCUAUCAGUAGAAUCAAGAAGUCGAACCAAGCAGCUUUUUGAGGUGUUGCACUUCCUGGCAGAGAACUUCAUCUUCUCCUAUAUGGGCUUGGCGCUGUUUACCUUCCAGAAGCAUGUUUUCAGCCCCAUUUUCAUCAUUGGAGCUUUUGUUGCCAUCUUCCUGGGCAGAGCUGCACAUAUCUACCCGCUCUCCUUCUUCCUCAACUUGGGCAGAAGGCAUAAGAUUGGCUGGAAUUUUCAACACAUGAUGAUGUUUUCAGGUAAAAAUAAAAAGUAUAAAUGUAAAGAAAAUGAGUUUUAUACAGCAGACAAUGAUAGUAUGAUUAAAAUUGUGAUGGUCUAUUCUUUGAUGGACAUGGUCCAAGACAUGUCCCCAGAGCUCCUGGCUCUCCUGGUGUCCCUGGUGCACUCACUUUCCCUUCUUGUGCUGCCCAGAGUUGGCGUUGAGGAGCACUCCGAAGAGGACCAGAAUGAACACCGCUGGCGGUACUUCAGAGUUGGUGUUGACCCAGAUCAAGACCCACCACCCAACAAUGACAGCUUUCAAGUCUUACAAGGGGAUGGUCCAGAUUCUGCCAGAGGAAACCGAACAAAGCAGGAGAGUGCAUGGAUAUUCAGGCUGUGGUACAGCUUUGACCACAAUUACUUGAAGCCCAUCCUCACGCACAGUGGCCCUCCAUUAACCACUACUCUCCCAGCCUGGUGUGGCUUGCUGGCUGGAUGUCUGACCAGUCCCCAGGUGUAUGACCUCUCUUUCCAACAAUUCCUAAAGCCUUCUACCUUACUGAAUUUUAAUAAGGUUGUGACACAUUUGAAAUCAGAGCUGCUUUCUGGUAUUCUAACUCCUGGUUCAGGCAAAACCAAAACCAAAACCAAAGAAAUGCUGGAACAAGACCUGGGAGUGGAGGACCAAAAGGUUUCAAGUCGUGGAACCCGCCUGGUGUUUCCUCUGGAGGAUAAUGCAUGA